Drosophila kikkawai is the source of this 947-nucleotide messenger RNA. Its product is annotated as m-AAA protease-interacting protein 1, mitochondrial. The record is from RefSeq and is a predicted model, not a curated record. Gene Ontology annotation, biological process: protein insertion into mitochondrial inner membrane from matrix. Lineage: Eukaryota; Metazoa; Arthropoda; Insecta; Diptera; Drosophilidae. Gene Ontology annotation, molecular function: ribosome binding. Gene Ontology annotation, cellular component: mitochondrial inner membrane.
UCACACUGCACUGCCUGCAAUAACAACAUAAUAUUUUUAAGCUAAUUUCGCGCUGCAAAAAGUGCAAUUUACGCAAUGCAGCACACGCUCAGACGCUGCCUGGGCAUGGCCCGGGCGCCCCUGCUCCGCCUCCACCCCAGUGCCACAGUCGUCGCCACCUGCAACCGGGAACCGGCGGGGAUCCCCAGGCGCAACCUCGCCUCGGUGCCGCAGGAACAGAACAAAAAGGAACCGGACGCGAGGGAGAGCCCCAACCGCCUGCCCCGGCUCAUGGACUUUCCCGAAAUCGUGUGGCCCUCGGCCCUGAACUCGCUCAAGAACUGGAUCACCAUCCAGUUUAUCAUCCGGCCCUACUUUGACAGCGAGUUCCAGCUUAAGGAUUUCAUAUACGGCGCCAAGCAGGCCCUGCAGGUGGUGUCCUCAAGACUGAUGGGCGGCGACCUGGACUCGCUGGACAAGCUGGUCUCGCCGGAGGCAAUUGCGGAGCUGCGACCCGUGAUACAGAAGCUCUCGAUGACCCAGCGGCGGCAGCUGGAGAUAAGGGAGAGCGACAUCUACCUCAGCUUCCCCUACCAGGUGGGCAUCAUGUUCGACGAGGCCAACGACAAGCUGCAGAAGCGCUUCGUCGAGAUCACCAUGGUCUUCCACGUGAUGCGCGGCCUGUCCGAGAUGCGGGAGCGCGGCGAGGAGAUUCCCUGGAACAUGGGCACGCUGCCCGAGUACCAGGACAAGGUGUUCAUCUGCAACUACCGCUUCAUUAAGGAAUUCACCGCUGGGCAGCAGUCGGACUGGACCAUCAACGUGGCCAACCAGUUCCGGGCCAUCGACCUGAUCAAUGAGACCAAAUAGCACAUGCUCCCGCCACCCUAGCCCUAGAUAUUAGAUGGUCAUCCCGCCACCGCCUUCGUUGGAAUAAAAGUUUCGUUGCCGCAUUUAGGUAUAAAAAA